Molecule: messenger RNA, 919 nt
Organism: Ixodes scapularis (black-legged tick)
Lineage: Eukaryota; Metazoa; Arthropoda; Arachnida; Ixodida; Ixodidae
Product: gamma-glutamylaminecyclotransferase
Exons: 3
Coding region: 257-844 (195 amino acids)
Molecular function (GO): gamma-glutamylaminecyclotransferase activity
Source: RefSeq, a predicted model, not a curated record
AGAGGCGCCACCGUCACAUUUGCCGUCGGUCCCUGUCCCUCCGGUCGCUCCCGUGGAUUUUCGGAGGAGUUGAAACUUAUAAAGUGAACCAGCGACGUGCCAGGCAUAUGAUCGGGCUUCCUGCGCGUAAUGCUCGCCAAUUGUUUUGUUGUGCAUGUGUCUGGCCAAGUCUGCCUGCAUAACAGCUGCGAUACGAACGACCUGAUGCGAUAGCAGCGGUUUUGUUUGCGCGCUGCUGGCGCGUCGACUAAACCGGAUGGGGGUGGUAACGAACCCGCACUGCCUUCACUGCUGGCGUCAGAUAGCGAGAAUGUCGUCGACUCUUGCUGCCCCUCGGCAGUACUGCGUGUUUGUGUACGGCACCCUCAAGACUGGUGAGCCCAACUACGCAGUCAUGAGAAGUCAAGAGAACGGGCAUGCCGAGUUGAUUGGAAGGGGCAAGACAGUCAAGCGGUGGCCGCUCGUGAUUGGGUCAUCCUUCAACAUUCCGUAUUUACUGCCCUGUGAAGGCAGAGGACACAAUGUAAGUGGAGAAAUAUACAGUGUUGACGAAAAAAUGCUGCAUUUUCUGGACGAGUUUGAAGGUCAUCCACAGUACUACGUAAGGACAGAAGAAGAGGUACAAGGUGUGGACCUCUCAGGGAAUAGCAUACGUCGGACAGCCUGGAUUUACUUUCUCAAGAGCUACAAAGAGGAGCUUCUGAGCAAGCCGUACCUUGAAGACUACUCGUCGAAGGGUGACCACGGACUUGAAUAUGUGGAAAGGUACCUACGAAAAGUUAAAGAUCCCAAAAGUGCCCACCGAGAAGAAGUUCAGUGCACCACUUAUGGUGGAUGUACUUGAUUCCCAGUGAGAAGACAGCAACGCUGGAAGAUGCCUACCACUAACAUCAAGCAAUAAAGAUAGUUUCCGAGUUUA